AUGUCCACCUCAACACCCACAACUACAAAGCUCGGAAACCCCUUGAACAUCCCUAAAUGGUGCNUAGAACAAAACUCUCACCUCCUCAAACCUCCAAUCAACAACUACUGCGUCUACUCAGACCCUCUGACCGUCAUGAUCGUCGGCGGCCCCAACGCACGAACAGACUACCACAUCAACAGCACCCCUGAAUUCUUCUACCAAUACCGUGGGCGCAUGUUGCUCAAAACCGUCGAACCUUCUGGCGAACACAGAGACAUUUAUAUCGAUGAGGGAGAGAUCUUUNUGUUGCCGGGAAAUACACCGCAUAAUCCUGUGAGGUUUGCCGAUACGGUGGGUGUGGUUAUUGAGCAGCCGAGACCAGAGGGAGAAGUGGAUAGGUUGAGGUGGUAUUGUCAGGNNGGUUGUGGGGGUGUGGUGCAUGAGGCUGCGUUUGUAUGCACGGAUCUGGGAAGUCAGAUCAAAGACGCCGUCAACAAGUUUGGGGAGGAUGAGGAGGCGAGGAAGUGCGGCAACUGCGGUGAGAUCUGCGAUGUCAGACCCAAGCCGGAGGUCAUGGAGAAGAUGAGGACAGGACCUCAUGCUUGA
Messenger RNA from Aureobasidium musti, 588 nucleotides. The record is from the annotation of a GenBank genome assembly. NCBI's taxonomy places the organism in Eukaryota, Fungi, Ascomycota, Dothideomycetes, Dothideales, Saccotheciaceae.